Messenger RNA from Ictidomys tridecemlineatus (thirteen-lined ground squirrel), 1398 nucleotides. RefSeq names its product solute carrier family 25 member 16 (gene Slc25a16). The record is from RefSeq and is a predicted model, not a curated record. NCBI's taxonomy places the organism in Eukaryota, Metazoa, Chordata, Mammalia, Rodentia, Sciuridae. Gene Ontology annotation, biological process: transmembrane transport. Gene Ontology annotation, cellular component: mitochondrial inner membrane.
CCGCGGUGACUGUGGUCCUGAUGGCUGCAGCGGCGGCCCUAGCAGCGGCCGAAACCCCUCCUGCCAUGCCGCAGGCGGCAGGGGCCGGAGGGCCUACGGCCCGUCGUGACUUCUACUGGCUGCGCUCCUUCUUGGCCGGAGGGAUUGCCGGAUGCUGCGCCAAAACAACGGUUGCUCCUUUGGAUCGAGUAAAAGUUUUAUUACAAGCUCACAAUCACCAUUACAAGCAUUUAGGGUACUGAUAUUUUCCAAGCCAAAAUCUUGGAAUCAUGGAAGAGUAUUUUCUGCAUUGCGGGCCGUUCCCCAAAAGGAAGGAUACCUUGGAUUAUAUAAAGGAAAUGGUGCAAUGAUGAUUCGAAUCUUUCCCUAUGGUGCAAUCCAGUUUAUGGCAUUUGAGCAGUAUAAAACGUUAAUUACCACAAAGCUGGGAGUUUCUGGUCAUGUGCACAGAUUAAUGGCUGGAUCCAUGGCAGGUAUGACAGCAGUUAUCUGUACUUACCCUCUUGACAUGGUUAGAGUACGCCUAGCAUUCCAGGUGAAAGGGGAACACACCUAUACAGGAAUCAUUCAUGCAUUCAAAACAAUUUAUGCAAAGGAAGGUGGUUUCCUUGGAUUUUACAGAGGACUGAUGCCCACUAUAUUAGGAAUGGCUCCAUAUGCAGGUGUUUCAUUUUUUACUUUUGGUACCUUAAAGAGUGUUGGGCUUUCCCAUGCUCCUACCCUUCUUGGCAGACCUUCAUCAGACAAUCCUAAUGUCUUAGUUUUGAAAACUCACAUUAACUUACUUUGUGGUGGUGUUGCUGGAGCAAUAGCACAGACAAUAUCAUACCCAUUUGAUGUAACUCGUCGGAGAAUGCAACUAGGAACUGUUCUGCCAGAAUUUGAAAAGUGCCUUACCAUGCGGGAGACUAUGAAGUAUGUCUAUGGACACCAUGGAAUUCGAAAAGGAUUAUAUCGUGGUUUAUCUCUUAAUUAUAUUCGAUGUAUUCCCUCUCAAGCAGUGGCUUUUACAACAUAUGAACUUAUGAAGCAGUUUUUUCACCUCAACUAAAAAAAAAAUUGUGGUUUGUGGUUUAUUUUCCUUAAUAAACUCUCAGAGAAAAAUAAAAUGUUACUUUAAUUGUGAAGCAAACAUUACUUGAAGGGGGAUAUUUACCCUGUCACAGGAACCACUGACUUUACUACUUGAUUUUUUUUUUAAUUCACAAAUCAAAAUUGCUUUUGAUGCCAAUAUCCUUUCUUCUGCCAAACAUUAUACCUUUGAACAUUGAAAAAAUAUUACUAAGCUGAUGAUGCUAAUCAUAACAGGUUAUUUGAGACCAUUUUAAAGUGUUAUUUGGGAGCAAAACUAACUUAAAAUGGAGCUUAAGAGGUUGCCAUUAGCUUUAUCUUACUAUU